UUUAUGAUAAACGAAAAUAUUUUAGACAAAAAAUUUCAAGACUAUUAUUCUGUUAAGAAUUAUGAUAUUUCGGACUCAAUUGAGAAUAAGAUCUUGACCACAUGGAUGGCAUCAAAAUAUUUUUAUGCAAAAAAAGAUGAAAAUGUCUUGUCUGGGAAUGAAAAUCUUUUAAAACUUCAUGAAAACUUUUCGCAAAAGUUACUAUCACAUUUUUUGAAAAAUGUAAAUGCUUGCCCAACAAUUCAAAAAUUGCACCACAAUAUAAAAGGAAAGCUCAAUAAUGGGGAUGUAUGUAAAUGUAGUUUGAUAUCAAGAAAUCAAGGUAUCCAUCAUAACGUGUUUGCUGGUGAAGAUUCGGUGCGGGACAAGAGAUGCAAUGAAUUCAUCAAUAAUAAUGAACUAUAUUGCUAUUCUAUUACUAUAUAUCCUCCCACUAAUUUCCUUAAUAAAGAUAUAACUGUUAUUCAACAAAAUCAACAAGAUUAUGUUUUUGAUGGAUUUUUUAUUUUGACCCAUUUCAAAAUAGACAAAUUGCCACCCGUUAAAUUUUCAAGAUAUAAUAUAGAUUAUACAAUCAAUUUUUCGGAAGAACCAAUUCCUCAAGUAUUUGUGGUCAAAGAUUUAUUACUUUUUGAGAAAUUUUUGUUUCAAUGUAUACUCGAAUUAUAUGACUGGGACAUAAGCGUCGAUAGCAAAGAGUGGGACGCAAACCAACAAACAUGUAACAGAUUGUUUCAUUUUAUUCCGAAAUUUAUACGAAACAUUGAAGGAAAUGUCCAGGAGAUUUUGGCUAUGAAUGCAGUUUUGUCUUAUUUAAUCUCUAAUUUUAAACCUCUAUUUGAAGAAGAUAAUCUAAACGAAAUUCAAAAUAUGAAUUAUUAUCAUUGGGACCGUAUCGUUGAAAGGGUUAAAAACACUAUCGUUUGUAACCCCAAUUUGAAACCGAAGAGUGUGAGGCUCGAUCAAAUAGAUAGAUUGGAAAGUAACACAAAUAUAGAUAUGGAAAAUGAAUCGCCGUACAAAUAUCCUGAAAUUGUUCAUAUUGGCAUAACGCCUGUGCAAUCUAACUACACGGGAUGUCCAAAAUAUCAAAAAUUGUGGAAACAGUAUUUAAAGCUCAAGCAUUUAGUUUCUAAUAAAGCGAUCAUGACUGCUAAAGAUAAGAGAAAGUUGGAUCAAAAGAAAAAGGAACUGGAAGAGAUAAAAGAUGCUUUAUCUAUUAAUGUUCGGAAAUAUCAGACAAUUGCCAUCGAUAGCCAAGGUUACUACACAACUGGAAUAAAAACGGAUGUUGUACAGUAUUCCAUGAUAUUACCUAUAUUGACCUUUCAUUUGCGAUAUCACAAAUCCCUUUUGGUCCUUCAAAAUACCAUCGAAUAUAAAUUCAAGGACCCUUCACUACUGCAAAAAGCAAUGACCCACCCAUCGUUUAAACCCAAUUAUGGAAGCAAUCCAGAUCAUUGCCGCAACACUUUAUCGAAUUGUGGACUGAGAAAUCCCAUUUAUGGCGAUAAGGCUCACAAAAUUUUGGCUUCUCGAAAAAGAGGUAUUAUUACGCUCAACAAAAUAAUGAAACUAAAAGGCGAUUUUUCUAGUGGUUCAUCUCAUCCCAAAACGGCAAACUAUUUAUCCGAACAUGAUAUCUUUGAUAAAUCUUCUCUAAAUAAAUGUUACAAUCAAAUAAUUAAUCACAACGAGAGGCUAGAAUUUUUUGGAGACGCCAUCAUAGAAUUCUUAACCAGCGUGCACCUAUUUUUCAUGUUUCCUCAUAUCGAAGAGGGAGGAUUAGCCGUUUACAGGGCAUCUUUGGUACAAAACAGCCAUCUAGCCAUUCUUGCUAAGAAAUUGGAAUUAGACAAAUAUAUGCUCUAUGUUCACGGUCCCGAUUUAUGCCAUCAAUCUGACUUGAACCAUGCAAUGUCCAACGCAUUCGAAGCGCUUUUAGGUGCUAUAUUUCUGGAUGGGUCAUUGAGCAUAGUAGAUGACUUUUUAUCAAAAUGCUUAUUUGGAGAUGAACCCAAAUUAUAUGAAGUUUGGACCAAUUUAUCUAAACAUCCAUUACAAGAAGAUGAACCUUGGGGCGAUCGGCAUUGGAUCCCUAAAGUAGAUUUAUUGGAAAAAUUAACGGGGUUAGAAAAGGAGAUAGGUCUUGAGUUUAAGCAUAUUCGUUUGCUUGCCAGAGCUUUCACAUUAAGAAACACCGGUUUCAAUAAUUUGACUUUGGGACACAAUCAACGACUUGAAUUUUUGGGUGAUACAAUAUUACAGCUCAUAACUUCCGAGUAUCUCUACAAGCAUUUCCCUUACCACCAUGAAGGCCAUUUAUCUUUAUUACGGAGUUGUUUAGUCAACAAUCAAACUCAAUGUGAAGUUUGCAACGAUUUAGCCUUGCAUAGAUUUGUCAUUUCGAACAUUCAACCCAUAGAUUUGACUACCAAGGAUAAGGCCGACCUCUUGGAAUCAUUUUUAGGAGCAUUAUUUGUUGAUCAAGGAGUAGAAGAUUGCAAAGUAAUCUUCAAGAUUUGUUUUAUAAGCAAAUUGGAUGAUUUUAUUGAAAAUCAAGGGUGGAAUGAUCCUAAAUCCUUAUUACAACAAUGUUGUUUGACUUUAAGGAAGAUGGAUGGAAAAGAACCCGACGUGCCUAUCUAUAAGGUUAUUGAUUGCAUAGGACCGUCUAAUACGAGGCGAUAUAAAGUGGGCGUGUAUUUUAGAAACAAUAGAUUAUCCGUUGGUUGGGGCAGGAGCAAACAACAAGCCGAGAUGGAAGCGGCCGAAGCUGCUAUAUCUAAAUAUAAAAGUGUAUUUCCAAGAUUUACUCAUCACAAGAUGAAACGUCAAACAUUAUGAUUACAAUUACUCUAUUAUAUUAUCGUGAUAUGGAGUGUCAUCCCUAAAAUAUUUGUCGCCCUAGGUAAAAAUUUAGAUUUGUUGAAAAACACAAAGAAUGUACCUUUAUACUUGGAACAUAUGUUAUGCCAUUCUAAUCUUCUUUGGUAUAAUGAUUAAAUCUUUUUUAAAUUAUCCAUCUGCUCUUUUGUCGAAUGCCUAACUAAUUUAAAUAAGUUUUAAUAUAUUUCCCUUUAUUUUUUUU
Messenger RNA from Gordionus sp. m RMFG-2023, 3091 nucleotides. Its product is annotated as ribonuclease 3-like. The transcript is spliced from 23 exons. Lineage: Eukaryota; Metazoa; Nematomorpha; Gordioida; Chordodea; Parachordodidae. The record is from RefSeq and is a predicted model, not a curated record. Gene Ontology annotation, cellular component: microprocessor complex; nucleus. Bases 4 to 2847 code for a protein of 947 amino acids. Gene Ontology annotation, biological process: primary miRNA processing; pre-miRNA processing; rRNA processing. Gene Ontology annotation, molecular function: RNA binding; ribonuclease III activity.